AAAUAAUUUUAAGUGUCACCUGAAUUCCGUAUUCUUCCAAGAGGCUCUUGAAUGCAUCACUAGCCCUCUGGUGGUCGGUUACGUAAACGUUUUUGUGACAAACCAUGGCUGCUCCGUUUGCUAGGAUUUUCUCUAAGUCCCUCAGACAGAUCCCUCGAUCAUGGGGAUCAUGCCAGACUGGAUUGAGGAGCAGGUCCACCAGAUCUCUCCCUGUUGUGGGUUCAGAUCAGACAGGUGGAGUGGUUCCUUUUCCUCCCCUUCAGACAUAUUCAGAGGAGGAGAGUAUGAUGAAGGAUGCAGUAAAGAAGUACGCACAAGAGCGCAUUGCACCCUUUGUGUCAAAGAUGGACGAAAAUUCUGCCAUGGACGAAGAAGUGAUCCGAUCCCUUUUCGAGCAGGGUUUAAUGGGAAUUGAGAUUGACCCAGAAUAUGGAGGGACUGGCUCCACAUUCUUUGCCUCAAUCCUGGUCAUUGAAGAGCUGGCUAAAGUGGAUCCCUCUGUGGCUGUUCUCUGUGACAUCCAAAACACACUGAUCAACGUUCUGUUCACAAAACUCGGUACCCCAGCCCAAAAGGAGAAGUACCUGAGCCACCUGUCUACUGACAUGAUUGGGAGUUUCUGCCUUUCUGAAGCUGAAUCGGGGAGUGAUGCUUUUGCUCUGAAGACUCGUGCUGAAAAGCAAAAGGACUUCUAUGUGAUCAAUGGAUCAAAGAUGUGGAUCAGUAAUGCAGAGCAUGCAGGCGUUUUCUUGGUAAUGGCUAAUGUGAAUCCCUCUGCUGGGUACCGGGGCAUCACUUGUUUUAUUGUGGACCGGGAAACUGAGGGGCUUGAGAUUGGCAAGAAGGAAAACAAACUUGGUCUGCGUGCGUCUUCAACCUGCCCAGUUAAUUUUGACAAUGUCAAGGUACCAGAAAGUAACAUUUUAGGUGAGAUCGGCCAUGGAUACAAAUACGCCAUCGGAAUGUUGAAUGAGGGCAGAAUUGGAAUUGCAGCUCAGAUGGUUGGGCUUGCACAGGGUUGCUUUGACCUCGCAGUUCCCUACACCAGACAGAGAGUGCAAUUUGGAAAACGCAUCUUUGACUUCCAGGGGAUGCAGCACCAAAUAGCCCACGUGGCGACACAGAUUGAAGCUGCUCGACUGCUGACUUACAACGCUGCUCGUCUGAAGGAAGCCGGCAGACCUUUUAUUAAGGAGGCCUGCAUGGCCAAGUACUUUUCCGCUGAGGUUGCAACUCUAACCACAUCCAAAAGCAUUGAGUGGAUGGGAGGCGUAGGUUUUACUAAAGACUACCCCAUUGAAAAAUAUUACAGAGACUGCAAAAUUGGAACUAUUUAUGAAGGAACGACAAACAUCCAGCUGUCCACCAUGGCCAAGUUCAUCGAUAAGGAGUUUGAGCAGUGAAACAGCCGCCUCAUAGAUCACAUGUUACACUUUAUUUCUGUAGACCUGCUUUUGUAUUUAAACAGUUUUUCCUGAUCUUUACUGGUAUAAAUUUGUUCUAAAUGGUUUAGCAAAUAUCCUUUUUAGUUUUCUAAGGUUUGGAAGUACUUUUUUUAUUUUAUUUUGUUUAAUUUCCUAUCAAAACUCCAAACAUUUGCCAUAUUCUGUUAAAAUGUCCAAUUUUUGUUAUGAAUAUAUGGAAAUAAUUUAAGAAAACCUGAUUUAGUUUGUAAAGCAUGGAUUUAUUUUUGGAGGAUAUUGGCUACAGUAUUGUGUAAAUGUUUCAGUGCCUUCAGAAAAUCUUUGUCUUUCUCUCAAAAGUUGUUAGAAAUUCCUGAUAUCAGCUGCUUUAAAUGGGCAAUUCCCACAUAUCCCACUAGAUGGCAGCACUUCCCUGAGUGACCCCAGAGCUCUGAAGGAGCAGCUCCUCACUGAAAGGGCAGUCAAUUAUCAUGUCCUUUAACAGCCUGUCAGCUCUAAUGAUAUUUUAAAUCAGUUUAAUUAUGCUGGUGCUUCUGAUGAAAAGAGCCGUCCCUGCAUAAUUCACUCAUUGAUAAUUUUUACAGUCGAGGCUAAUUACAUUUCCCAGGCCUGUGUGUUGCUGUGUAAAAUAAAGCUGUAGCCACAUUACUUAACUGAGAACUAUUUUGAGCAUGGUGUCUUGAUUUAAUGAAUAUUUUUUUUUCUUAAUUAAAAAAAUAUGUGAUUAAACUGAUUUGGAGGGGGAGUAGUUCUGGAGAUUUUUGUUGAUGCCUUAAAUUGAUUCAUUUUAGCCAAUGAACCUGCCCAAAUGCUAACAUAUUUCAAGGAGAAUAAUGCAAAUUAAUACAGAUUAUAUGCCCAUUUUAUUGUGUAUACCAUUUUUUUUUACAAACGUAUCAAUUCUAAUGCAUAAAGGCACAGCAAUUGUGAAUAUAUUUAAAUUUAAAAUAAAAAUAUUUAGUCAUUGAAGAUGUAAAAAUGAGUAAUUUUUCAAAAUUUGAAUAAAAUUGUGUUUUAAAACAUUUCACCUUUUUACUUUAUCUUUUUUGGUGAGUGACGGGUUAUAAAUAAAGCUUUGGCAGAAAACAAGCCAUUAAGAUAUCCUCCAAAAAUCACUUAAUGAAAUAGAAAAAGGAGGCCCAUCAGGCCCGGGCGUGCAUGUCUGAUUGAGUGGUUUCCCCCCUCUCUGAUCCACUCACAGUUGUCUGUUUUAAUGAAUGUAAUCUGAUGAAAACACACAGCUAUCAUCCUUUUUUUUUUUUUUUACCUUGCCUUUGCAAAGCUCUGCUGCCUCUUCCUCCACCCCCAUCUUUAGCACAGCUAUGAGACCUCUAAUUAUGCAAAGAUUCAAGUAGCUUUUCACUAAACACAGUGUUGUCCUUUGGAGCUGAAGAGCGCUUCACAAGCUAAAAGGACAGACUGUGUGCAGGCAGGUUGAGCAAAUUCAAUUUGUUUGAUUAGUUCUCUGCAUCUGCUUCCUGUUUGGUUUAAAUGGUGAAUGUUAAAUUUGUCUUUUCAAGGAUUUUUUUUUCUCUUCAGCUUCCCUGUGUGUAAAUUCUUUAUUUCCCCCUCAAGUGUUUGUGAAAAUUAACUGAUGGUUCUAAUAAAUAUAUCAAUCAGUUUG
Oryzias melastigma (Indian medaka) is the source of this 3048-nucleotide messenger RNA. RefSeq names its product acyl-CoA dehydrogenase short/branched chain (gene acadsb). The transcript has 11 exons. The coding region runs from base 105 to 1403 and encodes 432 amino acids. Gene Ontology annotation, cellular component: mitochondrion. Gene Ontology annotation, molecular function: acyl-CoA dehydrogenase activity; flavin adenine dinucleotide binding. Lineage: Eukaryota; Metazoa; Chordata; Actinopteri; Beloniformes; Adrianichthyidae. The record is from RefSeq and is a predicted model, not a curated record.